Ornithorhynchus anatinus (platypus) is the source of this 2206-nucleotide messenger RNA. It is a transcript of the gene HNRNPL, whose product is annotated as heterogeneous nuclear ribonucleoprotein L. The record is from RefSeq and is a predicted model, not a curated record. Bases 20 to 1885 code for a protein of 621 amino acids. NCBI's taxonomy places the organism in Eukaryota, Metazoa, Chordata, Mammalia, Monotremata, Ornithorhynchidae. Gene Ontology annotation, cellular component: nucleus. The transcript has 12 exons. Gene Ontology annotation, biological process: mRNA processing; regulation of RNA splicing. Gene Ontology annotation, molecular function: mRNA binding.
GAGGCGGGUUUCGACCGCCAUGUCGCGGAGGCUGCCGCCCCGGGCGGAGAAGCGGCGGCGGCGGCAGGAGCAGAGGCAGCAGCUGGAGGACCAGCAGCGCCGGGCGGGAGCGAUGGUGAAGAUGGCGGCAGCGGGAGGCGGCGGCGGCGGGCGCUACUACGGCGGCGGCGGCGAGGGCGGCCGGGCCCCGAAGCGGCUGAAGACGGAUAACGCGGGGGAGCAGCACGGCGGGGGAGGAGGAGGAGCCGGGGCGGCCGGAGGAGGCGGCGGGGAGAACUACGACGAUCCUCACAAGACCCCCGCCUCUCCAGUGGUGCACAUAAGGGGGUUGAUCGACGGGGUGGUGGAAGCCGAUCUGGUGGAAGCCUUGCAGGAGUUCGGGCCCAUCAGCUACGUGGUGGUCAUGCCCAAAAAGAGACAGGCGCUGGUGGAGUUUGAGGACAUCCUCGGGGCCUGCAACGCGGUCAACUACGCAGCCGAUAAUCAGAUCUACAUCGCCGGCCACCCGGCCUUUGUCAACUACUCCACCAGUCAGAAGAUCUCGCGGCCCGGGGACACCGACGAUUCCAGAAGCGUCAACAGCGUCCUGCUGUUCACCAUCUUGAAUCCCAUCUAUUCCAUCACCACGGAUGUCCUCUACACAAUCUGCAACCCCUGUGGUCCCGUCCAGAGGAUUGUCAUCUUCAGAAAGAACGGCGUCCAGGCCAUGGUCGAAUUUGACUCUGUGCAGAGCGCACAGAGGGCGAAGGCCUCCCUGAACGGGGCCGAUAUCUAUUCUGGCUGUUGCACCCUGAAGAUCGAAUAUGCCAAGCCCACCCGCCUGAACGUGUUCAAGAACGAUCAGGACACCUGGGACUACACGAACCCCAACCUCAGCGGCCAAGGCGACCCCGGCAGCAACCCAAACAAACGGCAGAGGCAGCCUCCUCUCCUGGGAGACCACCCGGCGGAAUAUGGUGAGGGCCGGGGGUUCCCCUCCGUGGACUCCCGUGGCUCGUGCAACCCCGCCCGUCGUCCGCCAGGCCGAUUCUCACCCGUGCCCCCUCUCUUUCCUUCCCACCCCCCAGGAGGGCCUCACGGUGGGUACCACAGCCAUUACCACGAUGAGGGCUAUGGCCCCCCCCCGCCUCACUACGAAGGGAGAAGGAUGGGCCCGCCCGUGGGGGGGCACCGCAGGGGACCGAGCCGCUAUGGCCCUCAAUAUGGCCACCCCCCGCCCCCUCCCCCACCUCCCGAGUACGGCCCCCACGCCGACAGCCCCGUGCUCAUGGUGUACGGCCUGGACCAGUCCAAGAUGAACUGUGACCGGGUCUUCAACGUCUUCUGCCUCUACGGCAACGUGGAGAAGGUGAAAUUUAUGAAGAGCAAGCCGGGGGCGGCCAUGGUAGAAAUGGCCGAUGGCUACGCCGUGGACCGAGCCAUCACUCACCUCAACAACAACUUCAUGUUCGGGCAGAAGCUGAACGUGUGCGUUUCCAAGCAACAGGCCAUCAUGCCCGGCCAGUCCUACGGCCUGGAGGACGGCUCGUGCAGCUACAAGGACUUCAGCGGCUCUCGGAACAAUAGGUUCUCGACUCCGGAGCAGGCGGCCAAGAACCGGAUCCAACACCCGAGCAACGUGCUCCACUUCUUCAAUGCUCCGCUGGAGGUGACGGAGGACAACUUCUUCGAGAUCUGCGAUGAACUGGGGGUGAAGAGGCCGGCGUCGGUGAAGGUGUUUUCGGGGAAAAGUGAACGGAGCUCCUCGGGCCUGCUGGAGUGGGAGUCCAAGAGCGACGCCCUGGAGACUCUGGGCUUCCUGAACCAUUACCAGAUGAAAAACCCGAAUGGGCCGUACCCGUACACGCUGAAGCUGUGUUUCUCCACCGCCCAGCACGCCUCGUAAUGGGCUGCCCGGACCCGGGUUGCCAGCAGGAAGGCCCUUUUCCUUUUCUUUUGGCCAUUUUUGCAGAAGUUCUUGUAUCCCUUUUUUUUAACGCUAGUUUAGUAGAAGCUUCACCAUAAUGGAACCCUUUGAGUCUGGAGGGGGGCGGGGAGGGGAGGAGUCACCAUCUCCACUUCCACUUUUUAAAGAAAUUAUUGUACAUGUGAUUUUUGGGUUUUUUUUGUUUUUCCUUCCCACCCUUGUUCAUACCUUUUGUGCUGCCUUGUGCUCCCGGCACAUUUCAAUACAACUGUUUGGAAAAUAAACAUAGUACCUACGUGC